Hyla sarda is the source of this 2706-nucleotide messenger RNA. RefSeq names its product PH domain containing endocytic trafficking adaptor 1 (gene PHETA1). The coding region runs from base 163 to 1011 and encodes 282 amino acids. Gene Ontology annotation, biological process: receptor recycling; endosome organization; retrograde transport, endosome to Golgi. Gene Ontology annotation, cellular component: recycling endosome; early endosome; trans-Golgi network. The record is from RefSeq and is a predicted model, not a curated record. The transcript is spliced from 2 exons. Lineage: Eukaryota; Metazoa; Chordata; Amphibia; Anura; Hylidae.
CAUUUCCUGUCCAGGGUGGUGGAAUUGUGCAACCGGACUAGAAGCUGAGGUGCUGACAAUGGGGAGCGCCGGGAGGAGGAGAUGCUGAGCCCCCCGCAGCGGACAUGAGCUGCCCCUCACCUUCUGCCACCUGGACGAGCCCGGAGAAGGCUAUGAGCGCAAAUGAGCCAGGCGCCCCUGUCUCUGUGGCUCGAGAUACGCAAAGACAUGAAGCUAAACGAGAGGAACUUGGUGUAUUAUGCCACGUGCAACUCGCCAAUAGACAAAAGUGGCUUCCUGUCUAAGAAGGGGGAACGCAACGCGUCGUACCACAGACGUUGGUUUGUCCUGAAGGGCAACAUGCUCUUUUACUAUGAAACUCAGGAAAGUAAAGAACCAGUAGGUGUUAUUAUACUGGAGGGAUGUCGGGUGGAACUGUGCGAGUCUUCAGAAGAGUAUGCCUUUGCAAUUAGAUUUGGCUACUCCAAAUCCCGUGCCUAUAUUCUUGCUGCUGAUAGUCAUAGUACUAUGGAAUCCUGGGUAAAGGCUCUUUCCAGGGCAAACUUUGAAUACAUUAGGCUUGUGGUUAAAGAACUUCAACAGCAGGUCAUGGAAAUGCGUAAAUCCCAGGGCUCUUUUAGUGGGACAUGUGCUUCUACAGAUACAAGUCUUAGUCUUAACCAGCCGGCUUUGCCUUACAUAGAAGAUAAGUUGGUUUUAAAGGAUAAUGGUUUUGCUCCAUGGAGUAACAGUACAGCUGACUUGCCAAAUGGCUUUGCCUAUACCAAUGGGCCACACUACAAAGAUUCAGCGUGGCUGUUGGGGGGACACUCUGGAAACCAGUCUUUGGCAUCUGAUCAAACUCAGCAAGCUAGUGCAAAUGAACCACGUGUCUGUACUGAGGCGGCUGAAGACCGGUACAGCUUUGCAAAACUUCAUGAUUUUUUUGGGGAAGAAAUUAAAAGUCUCAGAGCACAAUGGACUAAAAGUCUCUAUGAAAAUGUAAAGAGUGGAUUGGAAGAUCCUGAAUAAUGGCUGCACCUAUCAUGACAAGACAUUAAAAAUAAAAUAAUAGUUUUAGGAUGUCUUUGAUCCUCACAAGGAGCAGUUACAUUUACUGCCACAAUCGAGAGCUCAUUGCUCUUAUUUUUUAGCUUUUAAAAAUUUUUUUUUAAAGUAAAUAUAUAUAUAUAUGCAAAUAGUCGACACAGCAGACAGUGAAAGGAUCUGGGCUGCUGAAGCACUACAGCAGAAAUCUGUGAUUGUUACAUUUCACAAUGUCCUGAACUUUAGUAGCGUUUUCACGAAUAAGUCAAUGGCUUUUUAUAUUUAAUGUAUUGCUUAUAUAGUUAGUGAAAUUUGCACUCUAUGAGCACAUCACUUUAAUAUCUAUUAUCAUGGUGUAUGAGCUUCAGUUCACUCUAGACUGUUUUAACUAUAGAAUAUAUCAGGGUUGGACAAAGUCCAGGAGCCAGAAAUUUGUGGACAAGCAACACCUAUGUAUAGAUAUGUGGAUCACUGGUGCAGGUCACCUGGUACACUUGGUCCAUCUCACCCACACUACUAUGUGCUGUUCCUAAAGAGAGUCUGUGACUGCUCUAGGUCAACAUAAAUCUGAUGAACAUUAAAGGGGUACUCUGGCCUGAAGACUUCUUAUCCCCUAUCCAAAGCCCGCCGCUGGGGACCCCCGCAAUCUUUCAUGCAGCACCCCGCUAUCAUCAGCCGCCACACCCCCUCCCAUAGCCUUGCAUUGAGGGGUGGAGCGUGACAUCACACAGGGGCUGAGCUGUGAUGUCACAAUACUCCGGCCCCAUGAUCGUGAUUCAUCAGACUCUGAGCGAUGUUCCCUCCGGAGGUUGAUGAUACUGGGGUGCUGCAUGAAAGAUUGCGGGGGUCCCCAGCGGCCGAUAGGGGAUAAGAUGUCUUAGGGCCGGAGUACCCCUUUAAUGUUGAUCAGAUUUAUGUUGAACUAGAGCAUUCACAGACCCUCUUUAGGAGCAGCACAUCCUUUGGAUAGUGGAUAAGAUGUCUUAGGGCCGGAGUACCCCUUUAAAGAAAUCAUCGCUUUAUAUCUACAUUGUUCAGGAGCCAGGUGUCUGAUGCACCUUGAAAUUUUGCCACUGACACUUUUGGUUAUUAUAAAAGAAGUUGUCCAGGGAAUACUUUUUAAACUAAAAUGUGGGCAGGAGGGGGUUAAAAAAAAAUAGACAUAUGCUCCACUCCCCACUGAAGGUCUAAGCCAGCACUUGUCUCAAAUGCUUUGUUUUUGUUAUCUGUGACAUCUAAAAUUUCUUCAGAAAGAUCUGAUUCACAGUAAACUGUUGUUAUUUUUAGGUUUUCAGUGCUGAAGUUAGUUCUGUAUUCUGAAAAUAACUUGAAGAAGGUUUCUGUAAAUAUCGGUACCCCCUUUGCCAACAGUGGCAGAAUGGCAGGUCUGUGCCAAGGAAUCUGCCUGCCAGCUGUCUCUUUGCUCACUUUAACGUCUGUCGUUGACAGAUGACUUUCAAUGAUAUCUCUACUGACAGCUAUAAGGUUCUCCUAGAAAUCCUGAUUACGGCAUUUUGGCCUUAGGCCAUUUUCAUUGCACACUGCUCUGUUUUACUGUGCAAGAUCUGGGUGUUGCUCCCAUAACAAUACAGUCAUUACUUCUAUUUAAAAAUCUUAAUCCUUCUAGUACUAAUAAGCUGCUGUAUGCUCCAUAGGAAGUUUAUUUUCUUUUUGAAUUUC